Molecule: messenger RNA, 1710 nt
Organism: Manduca sexta (tobacco hornworm)
Lineage: Eukaryota; Metazoa; Arthropoda; Insecta; Lepidoptera; Sphingidae
Gene: Adsl
Product: adenylosuccinate lyase
Biological process (GO): 'de novo' AMP biosynthetic process
Cellular component (GO): cytosol
Molecular function (GO): N6-(1,2-dicarboxyethyl)AMP AMP-lyase (fumarate-forming) activity; (S)-2-(5-amino-1-(5-phospho-D-ribosyl)imidazole-4-carboxamido) succinate lyase (fumarate-forming) activity
Source: RefSeq, a predicted model, not a curated record
GUCUCCCGCGUUGACCAACCUUGAAUGUGAGAUCGUCUAGGGUUAUGUUCAGUUAUCCGUCACUUGUUUACCAUAAAAGACGUGUCCACAAAUACUUAAUAUUGCACUUCUGACAAAAUGUUUUCAAUAGAUGCCCCCGUUGAAAUACAAAAUUCCGAAUAUUGCAACUAUCGGUCGCCGCUAAGCACAAGAUAUGCCUCCAAAGAAAUGCAAUACAAUUUCAGUGAUCAGAAGAAGUUUUCUACAUGGCGCAAGCUUUGGAUUUACUUGGCAAAAGCAGAAAAGGAACUAGGCCUCGACAUCACUGACGAGCAGAUCGAAGAACUAGAAGGUGCUAUUCAUGACAUAGAUUUCAAGUCAGCAGCUGAGCAUGAGAGGAAAGUGCGUCAUGACGUCAUGGCCCAUGUCCACACGUUGGCAGAGAGAUGCCCUAAAAGCCUCCCUAUCAUCCACCUUGGAGCCACCUCCUGCUACGUUGGCGAUAACACCGACCUGAUCGUUAUCAAGCAUGGAUUAGAACUGCUUCUGCCAAGGCUUGCUGCUGUUAUUAGCAGAUUGGCCAGAUUUGCUGAUGAGUACAAAUCGCAGCCUAUCCUCGGUUUUACUCAUCUACAACCAGCGCAAUUGACUACUGUGGGCAAGAGAGCCUCUCUAUGGCUUAGCGACUUGUUGAUGGACGAGCGCGCGCUCUCUCGUGCAAAAGACGACCUUCGCUUCCGCGGAGUUAAAGGUACAACUGGCACGCAGGCAUCAUUCCUUCAACUCUUUAAGGGGGACGGUGAAAAAGUACGAGUUUUAGACAAGCGCGUUGCUGAAUUAGCUGGUUUUGACAAGAGAUACAUAGUGACUGGUCAAACGUAUUCUAGGAAAGUUGACUUGGAAGUGAUUGCUGCUCUAUCAGGGCUAGGAGCUACGGUACACAAAAUGUGUUCAGAUAUCCGUAUUUUGGCGUCUCGCAAGGAAAUCGAGGAACCGUUUGAAGCAUCCCAAAUUGGAUCCAGCGCUAUGCCGUACAAACGGAAUCCUAUGAGAUCUGAACGCUGCUGUGCUUUAGCGCGUCAUUUGAUUACGCUUCAUGCUAACGCAGCUAACACUCAUGCGGUGCAAUGGUUGGAACGCACUCUGGAUGAUUCUGCUAACCGUCGCCUCACACUCGCCGAAGCAUUCUUAACUGCUGAUGCUACCCUACUUACUCUUCUCAACGUAUGCCAAGGGUUGGUCGUGUACCCGAAGGUUAUCGCGCGUCACAUCGCCCAAGAGCUGCCAUUCAUGGCCACUGAGAACAUCAUCAUGGCGAUGGUGCAGGCUGGUGGUGAUCGUCAAGUGUGCCAUGAGAAAAUCAGGGUUUUGUCUCAUGAAGCUGGAGCCCAGGUAAAGCAGCACGGUAAAGAUAAUGAUUUGAUUGACCGUGUUAAGAAAGACAGUUAUUUCGCACCCAUUAUUUCCCAAUUGGAUGCCAUUUUGGACGCGUCUACAUUCAUAGGCCGAGCUCCUGAGCAAGUGACGGAAUUUAUCGAAGAGGAAGUUGAGCCUGUGGUAUACAAGUACAAAGACGCUUUAGCUGAAGUUGAAAAACCAGUUGCUUUGAAUAUUUAAAAAUAUUUAAUCAUUUCGUUGACAUUGUUUUAAGCUUAUGACAUGUAUUAUUUUAAUUCAAUAUGAUUGCUUCGAAAAUGAAAUAACAAUUAAUUCAAUAAAUUGAUAUAUUUA